Ostrea edulis (European flat oyster) is the source of this 3846-nucleotide messenger RNA. Its product is annotated as PC3-like endoprotease variant B. The record is from RefSeq and is a predicted model, not a curated record. Gene Ontology annotation, molecular function: serine-type endopeptidase activity. The transcript is spliced from 13 exons. Gene Ontology annotation, biological process: protein processing. Bases 227 to 2566 code for a protein of 779 amino acids. Gene Ontology annotation, cellular component: Golgi membrane; trans-Golgi network. Lineage: Eukaryota; Metazoa; Mollusca; Bivalvia; Ostreida; Ostreidae.
GUGUAUUCACAAUGUGUUUCCUUUUAUGAAAUGAAGUGUAUAUCGUGAUUUCGUUAGUGUGCCACGUUUAGGUUUUAACCGGAACAGUGUAACUAAAUCUGAAACAGUGCGUGUUGUUUGGAAGUAUUCCUGUAAUAUUCUGUGAUAAACAGUUUCCUGUAGCAAUUUUUAAAAAAAUAUAUAUUUCCUGUAGCAAUUUAAUAUACUCAGUGCUGUACUGUACCAUAUGGAAAAAUCAGAAUAUGGAAUAAUUGACAAAAAUACCCUAACAGGAUUCUUCAGGAUGUGGAGUCGAGUUAUGUGGACCCUUCUCCUGCUAGGACUGGCGGUUAGUUCGGCACUUCCUGUCUCAGCAGAAGAUGAUGGUGACUACCUCAACCUGUUUCUGGUGAAGGUCAAUAAGAGGUCAGCCAUUCAUGAGCUGGCUGCAGAGCAUGGCUUCACCAUCGCUGACGAGCUGGAGGAGCUUGGCUAUCACCUGUUGGAACAUAGCGAUAUCUCACGAAGAUCUAAAAGAAGUGCGGAAAAUCACGUCCAAAAACUACGCGAUGAUACUCGGGUCCAGUUUGUACAACAACAGAAGCUUUUAAUCCGAGAUAAACGUGAAAUCCUACAUGACAAACAGCUGGAGAUGCCUGAGCGUAUCUUUGACCCCACAGAGUACUACCGGGCCCCAGCAGCACAUCUGUACAAUAGGGGCUUCUCCAGCUCCCAGGGUGUGACCUUCAACGACCCCUACUACAAGGACCAGUGGUACUGUGACAACUAUGGGCAGUCUGGUGGGAAGAAAUAUAUUGACCUCAAUGUCAAGGUCGCUUGGGAUCAAGGUUACACCGGUACAGGGGUCACAAUCACAGUGUUGGAUGAUGGGAUUGAUCACACCCAUCCCGACCUUCAAAAGAACUAUUCACCUUUUGCCAGUGCAGACUUGAAUGACGUACAUGAUAAAAACAAUGACCCCAUGCCAAACACUAGAGUCCCCGGAAACAGCCAUGGGACACGCUGUGCUGGAGAGAUUGCCGCAGAGGCGAACAAUGGUGUCUGCAGUGUGGGCAUUGCUUAUAAUGCCAAAGUGGGAGGCAUUCGUAUGUUGGAUGGGGCCGUGUACGAUUCUGUAGAGGCCAAGGCCAUCAACUUUAAGAACAACUUUAUUGAUGUGAUGAGUGCUUCAUGGGGGCCCAAAGAUGAUGGAAUGACCAUUGAAGGACCGGGCGCAGCCACACAAGAAGCGCUGGAAAUGGGGGUCAGAAAGGGUCGAGACGGCAAGGGCAUCAUUUACGUGUGGGCCACAGGAAACGGGGGUGUCCAUGACGACGACUGCGGAUGUGACGGCUACGUGUCGUCCCCUUACACCCUGUCUGUCGGAAGUAUCACAGACAACGGGGAUGCACCAUACUUUGAUGAGAAGUGUGCCUCCACCAUGACUGUGGUUCCCAGCGGAGGAGAGGUCCGGGCUGGAGAGUUUGGUGAUAAGCCCAAAAUUAGAGUGGUGACAACAGAUAUCAAUGGUGGCUGUAUUCUAGGAUUUGAGGGAACGUCGGCAGCGGCCCCUCUUGCUGCUGGCUGUAUGGCACUGGCCCUGGAGGCAAAUCCAGAUUUGACCUGGAGAGACGUACAGCACAUCGUCGUGGAAACAUCCAAAAUUCCCUCCGUUGACCCCAAGUGGAUUAUUAAUGGGGCAGGGAAACACGUCAGCCACACGUACGGAUUUGGAGUGUUGGACUGUGGUGCCAUGGUCAAUGCGGCUCUGAAUUGGCAAAGAGUCCCUGAACUCAGCAUCCAGAAGUCGCAGGUGUAUGAUGUCAACAGACCAAUCCCCACUAGAGGCUGUGUAACUCAGACAGUGCAAUAUGUUCCCACCGGAGCACCCCUAAUUCAACUGGAGCAUGUCCAGCUCUACAUCAAGUUACAGCAUAAUCGUCGUGGUGAUGUCCAAAUUUACCUGACCUCGCCAAGUAAAACUGUGUCAGAAAUGCUCUCCACAAGAAAGAAUGAUGACUCAAAAGACGGCAUUGAUUUCACCUUCAUGUCUGUGCACAAGUGGGGGGAGAAUCCAGCUGGAAACUGGGAGAUUAAAGUGUGCGAUAAUCGUAAAUCCACCUCAGAAAACAGAGGAACGUGGGAGAAAUUCCAGUUGAUCUAUUAUGGAACAGCUGAGAAACUUGCCACUCGUAGCACAAGCUCCCAAGAAGCCCGUAAAUUGCCACUGUCAACCGUGGAGAUGAUUGAAAAGACCGAGUUAAUGAAAUCCAGGCAGCUGAAGCUCAAGCGAAACACAGGGGACAAAAGAAAAAAGUCGUACAAUGAAGACAAUGUCGAGGCGGAGAAAGGGAGGGACUUGGAAGAUGAGAAAGAUUUUGAGUCUCGAGGAUUUGAUGAUGAACUAGAUGACCGGGAAUAUCAGAGCAAAAGAGAGAGGAAAGGCGAGCUGUACAAGAAGGUUCUUGAAGAGCUUGAAGACAUGAUGGAACAAAGAGAUCUGGGUUACAGAGAGGAAAAACGUGGGAGAGAUGCAGCCCAAGAACUCUUAGAGGAGAUCAAUCGCGCUCUUGACAAUAAAAAGUAAACUAUGAUAGCCUAUAAUUUCUGCCAUAUUAGGAGUGGUCAGUCGGCAGGAUGCAUUAGGGGAAGCUUUUUAAAAGGAUUAUGAUACUUUUUGGUUAACUUUAGAAUUAUGUUGUAGAGAUUUAGAAUUCAUGUAAACUUGUUGAGAACAUCUCUUUUUCAUUAAGUUUAUUUAUUUAUUAAUUUUGUUGGGGGGGGGGGGGGCAAAAAAACAAGCUUUACUCUUAGCAAAACAAAUUGAAUACUGCUUUGAAGUAAAACAGGGGGGGGGGGGGGGUAAAGUAUUUUUUUUAAGUCAAGAAAUAUAUGUGUGCAUUGCAAAUGUACAGUAAAAGGUUGUAUGUUUUAUAAUGAUAGUUGAUAGUUCUAUUGUAUAGACUGACUCCUCCUGUAUUUGGUGGUGGUGGCUGCCAUAUUUGGCUCUGAUUAUUGGGGAAUUGGGGAAACUCUUAUAUAAAAAAAGCAAUGAUAAUUUCUGAGAUUAUUCUCAUAGGAACUCUUCAUUUUUUUAAAAACUUCCUUUCUACGCAGCUGUUUAGACAUCUGAAUUACUAACUGCUAAAUGUAGAGAUCUUGUUUGCUUUUUUUUUUUUUUAGUUGUUUGCAAUACUUUCAGAGCUGAUCUUGAAUAUAUAUGGAGAAUUUGGAAUCUCAGUGCUAAUUUAACCCAUACAUUUAAAAUUGUGUUGGUAACUUUGUCUUUCACAUUAUAUAUUAUGCAUUGGUGUUGUGAAAUGCAGUAAUUCUGUGUUAUAUUUUUAUAAGGAUUUGAAAUCCAGGGUAUUAUAGCCUUCUGUACAACAAAUUUAUUAAUUGUAAUGUCAAUCUUUAAAAUGUGUUGGUGUAAAAUUUACUGUUACAUUGUCCGAUUGAUUUUUGUUAAAUCCUCAAAGUCCAGUUUUAUUAAGGCUGCAGAUUAUUAUUGCAACUUCGACAAACAUGAAAUCCAUUAAAUCCUAUUGUUCUUGUUAAAGUUAUUGUCAACAUUUUGCAAUCCAAUCCUAUUAUAUACAUUUUUGUAUGGAUAUUGUUAAAAAGGUUUGAGAAAAUUUAUCUUAUACAUUCUAUGUUUUGAAAUCCACAUUUAUUGUAUACAUAUUUUGAAAAUGUUUUGAAUAUGGAAGUUUACAUUUGUUGUUUUAAAAAAUAAUUAAUUUUUUUUCUCUGUGUAAUAGUGCAUAGAUAUACAUGUAGAGUGUCAUCUUGUUAAAGUUGGUUGUUGAACAUUUGUAUUUUCAUACUUUUCUCCAAUAAAAUUUCUUUGGGUCUCAGGUAAAUAGA